Messenger RNA from Carassius carassius (crucian carp), 1832 nucleotides. Its product is annotated as scavenger receptor cysteine-rich type 1 protein M130-like. Lineage: Eukaryota; Metazoa; Chordata; Actinopteri; Cypriniformes; Cyprinidae. Bases 1 to 1821 code for a protein of 606 amino acids. The record is from RefSeq and is a predicted model, not a curated record. Gene Ontology annotation, cellular component: membrane. The transcript has 6 exons.
AUGGCUGAUGCUGCAGUGGUGUGUAGAGAGCUGGACUGUGGAGAACCUGUAGAUGCUCUGGGUGAUGCUCAUUUUGGACCAGGAUCAGGACCAGUCUGGAUGAAUCACAUUAGAUGUACUGGAUCAGAGUCCACGCUGAAGAACUGUAGAUCCGUAGGAUGGGCUAAUGCUCACUGUAAUAAUUUUAAUGAUGCUGGAGUCAUCUGCUCAGAUCAUAGAUAUUCCAGACUUAUUGAUGGACAUCAUCUCUGCUCUGGGAGAUUGGAGGUGGUUCAUGGGAACACCUGGGGUUCAGUGUGUGCCACUGCCUUUGACCAGCAGGAUGCAGAGGUUGUGUGUAGAGAGCUGGACUGUGGGGCUCCUGUACAGGUGCUGGGAGCAGCUGCUUUUGACAAAGGGAAAGGCCAUGUUUGGUCAGAGGAGAUUCAGUGCAGAGGAAAUGAAUCUCAGAUAUAUUUCUGUCCGAAGCUAUCUUCACAAAAACAAAACUGUUCCCAUGACGAUUUUGUGGGAGUUACAUGUUCCGGUUACACUGAUCUCAGGGUAGUAAAUGGUCCUGACAUCUGUUCUGGUCGAUUUGAACAUCAGUACUUCAGUAAAUGGGGCACAGUGUGCGAUGCAUGCUGGGAUAUGAGAGCUGCCAGUGUCCUCUGUAGACAGCUGAAUUGUGGGAUUGCUGUGUCUGUUGUGGGAUCAGACUGGUUUGGAGAGGGAAGUGGUGAAAUCUGGGCUGAUGUGUUUGAUUGUGACGGGAAUGAAACAAAUCUCUCAGAAUGUUCCAUCUCUUCGUGGAGUCGAGCUGAAUGUUCUCAUAGACGAGAUGUUGGAGUCAUCUGCUCUGAUUCCUCUCUGGCUCUUCAUAAUGGUCUGGUGCGGUUGUCUGGAGAGAGACAGUGUGAGGGGGAGGUGGAAGUGUUCGUCCAUCAGGUCUGGAGGAGAGUUCUGCUGGACUCCUGGAGUCUCUCUGAAUCCUCUGUGGUCUGCAGACAGCUGGGCUGUGGCUCUGUGCUGAACUUCCACAGCUCCUCUUCAUCCAGUCCUGAACACAGUCAUGAGUGUGUGACGGGCUUCCAGUGCUCUGGGAGUGAAGCUCAUCUGGGGAACUGCAGCUCUCCACAAACUCUCAACUGCAGCUCCACACAACAGCUGUCAAUCACCUGCAUCAGUCGCGGAUCCAUCAGGCUGGAGGGUUCUGGGGGAGAAUGUGCAGGGAGGCUGGAGGUUUUUCACAGCGGCUCAUGGGGGACAGUGUGUGAUGACUCCUGGGAUAUUAAAGAUGCUCAUGUGGUGUGCAGACAGCUGCAGUGUGGAGUGGCCCUCAGUAACCAGCAGGUACCAGCCUGGUUUGGUCCUGGUUCUGGACCCAUAUGGCUGGAUGAGGUGGAGUGUGAGGGGAAUGAGACGUCCCUGUGGAGCUGCUCUUCUCCAGGCUGGGGAAAACAUGACUGUCAACACAAGGAGGAUGUAGGAGUUGUGUGCUCAGAGUUCAAAGAGGUCAGGUUAACUGAGGGCUGUGAAGGGAAUGUGGAGGUUUUCUACAAUGGAUCCUGGGGUAAUAUGUGCUACCAUAAAAUGGACAGAGACACAGCGAGUCUGAUCUGUCAAGAGCUGAACUGUGGAAGAUCUGGUGUUUUGUCUGCUUCUGCACCAAGAUUGAAAUCAGCUCCUAACUGGCUGGAUGAAGUGAAAUGUCGACCACAUGACUCAAGUCUGUGGCACUGUCCAUCUUUACCCUGGGGACAAAAUUACUGUUAUGAAGUGGCCACAGUCACUUGCUCUGGUAAAGCAGAUGUGUUUUCCAUUACUAAACAAAAGUAUUAAUUUAGUUUGCU